AUGUCCAUCAUCAAGUCGAUCCUGGAAUGCCUCUGGGGACCAUCACCCGACGUCUACCAGACCGAUGCGCGCACUUCCGCUGUUGCGUCAGACAUUGUCAAUAUCCUCCUGACCGGUGAAACCCCCGAGGCCAUUCGGAAAGGAGUGAAAGAACAAGUCGAUGCCAACGGGUGGAGCGAUUCCAUCGCCCAAGCUAUCCUCCAUGGCCUCAACGACGCUAUCAAAGCCGGAGCGGAAAUGGCCGGCCCUGCUGCCGAUGCUCUGAACAAAGCCAAUGCAGCUGCAGUGGAUUUUGCCAAAGAGCACCCGGUUUUUACGACCCUGCUUGCUUUAGGGGUGCUGGCGGCAUUAGCACCGUGGGUGCUCGAAGUCUUGGGAUUCGGGGAGUUGGGACCAAUUGCUGGGUCUUUCGCAGCGAGAUGGCAAGCAGCAUAUGCUGGCUAUGUGCCUCGAGGUGCACUAUUUACGUACUUCCAACGGUUGGGGAUGAAGUGGCAUUGGGUGGGUUAA
Molecule: messenger RNA, 510 nt
Organism: Aspergillus welwitschiae
Lineage: Eukaryota; Fungi; Ascomycota; Eurotiomycetes; Eurotiales; Aspergillaceae
Exons: 1
Coding region: 1-510 (169 amino acids)
Cellular component (GO): membrane
Source: RefSeq, a predicted model, not a curated record